AUGGCGGCAUUGGUCGUCAUGUUCGUGAAGGAUUCGUUCAUGAUCGUCAUGAUUAAGAAUGGCCUGGGUUUACAAGCAGAGAACCUGCAGCCUUCAAAUUUCGAGAUGAUAGGAAAGGCACUUUUUGGAUCUAUGAUUGCCUACUGUUUUGGUAUCGGCUUGGUCAAAUUAUCCAUCCUGGUCAUGUACCAUCGUAUCUUCGACACCCGGAAUGUACGCAUCGUGGUCAAAAUUGUUGCGGCUGCCAAUCUUAUCUGGAUCAUUCUUUUCACUGGACUCGCAAUAUUCCAGUGUACGCCAGUUCAUCGUGCCUGGAACCCGAGUAUCCCAGGAAAGUGUCUGGACUCAAAAGAGCUCUUCGUCGGCAAUGCAGUUCCUAAUAUUGUGAUUGAUCUUUUCAUGGUCGCCAUUCCAAUAUAUCCCGUAUCAAAGCUUCGAUUACCGCUCUCGCAGCGCAUUGCGCUGGUCGGUCUUUUCAUGUUGGGCGGUGUUGUUUGUGUCGUCAGCAUCUACCGUGUGACAACUAUAUCAACACUUGAUCCUACAAACCUGGCAUACACCAUACGUGGUCCUGCAGUGCUUGGAAAUGUGGAGAUGGCGACAGCAGUUUUGUCUGCCAAUUUACCAACUUUGCGCCCGUUGUUUUCAUCAUUCAUCCAUACCGUCGGUCCCAGCAAGGGCAGCUCUACAUACCAUGCAAGUUCGAAGGCUAGAAGUCGCAGCUCGACACUAUUGUCUGAUUUGUCAAGAAAAUCGAAGAGCGAUGGAUUUACCGUCAUUAUUACUGAAAAUAGCCCGAGAUCAGCCCUAAAACCAUUACCCAAACUUCCAGGGGCCACGACAAACACUAGGGAUGAACUUGGCAUAGUUCCUUUGAAUGCAAUCCAUGUCAAACGUGAUGUGGAUAUCGAAAGUGUAAGCACAUGCCUAGGGCAGCCAUAUUUCGAUAGAUCAGGUGCAUGA
Molecule: messenger RNA, 963 nt
Organism: Exophiala bonariae
Lineage: Eukaryota; Fungi; Ascomycota; Eurotiomycetes; Chaetothyriales; Herpotrichiellaceae
Exons: 4
Coding region: 1-963 (320 amino acids)
Source: RefSeq, a predicted model, not a curated record